Molecule: messenger RNA, 1909 nt
Organism: Schizophyllum commune H4-8
Lineage: Eukaryota; Fungi; Basidiomycota; Agaricomycetes; Agaricales; Schizophyllaceae
Product: phosphate permease
Exons: 9
Coding region: 114-1787 (557 amino acids)
Biological process (GO): phosphate ion transport; transmembrane transport
Cellular component (GO): membrane
Molecular function (GO): phosphate transmembrane transporter activity
Source: RefSeq, a predicted model, not a curated record
GAGCCAAGGCACACGGGAGGGAGGGUAGAUACUUAAAAGGAACGCGCCAAGAAGGAGGAGAAGCAAGCGCCCUUCUUCCCCCUCGCCCGACCUUCCGCAAGUCGUCGAUCGAAAUGGCCUCCGAGAGGGAUUCGCACUCGUCCGAUGCUCAGAAAGGAGAGGAUGCGACGUACGUGCUCGACGAGCGCCGUCGAGCAGCCUUGGCGGACGUCGACAACGCUAAAUUCUCAUGGUUCCAUGUCAAGGUGGCCAUGGUUGCUGGCGUUGGUUUCUUCACGGACGCGUACGACAUCUUCGCGAUCAACAUCGCGUCGAAGAUGCUCGGAUACGUGUACGGGUCAGUAAAGGCAGGGGACCCUCCUGAGAAGAGGGCCCUGAAUUCCGACCAGGACCUCGGCAUCAAGGUCGCUACCCCGUGUGGUACUUUCUUCGGCCAGUUACUUUUCGGGUAUCUGGCUGACCACCUUGGCCGCAAACGGAUGUAUGGUGUGGAGCUCAUGAUUAUCAUCAUCGCCACCUUCGCACAAGCGCUCAGCGGUCAUGCACCUGCCGUUGGCAUCAUCGGCGCACUCGUUGUCUGGCGAUUUAUUAUGGGCGUCGGCAUCGGCGGUGACUACCCUCUCAGCGCCGUCAUCUCCUCCGAAUUCGCCUCGACCAAGAUCCGCGGCCGCCUCAUGACCGCCGUCUUCGCCUUCCAGGGCUGGGGCAACUUUUGCGCCGCGCUCGUCGCCCUCAUCGUCACCGCCGCCUACAAGGAUUCUAUCCUCGGCGACAACACCGCAACGAUGGACCACGUCGACUACUGCUGGCGCAUCCUCAUCGGCCUCGGCUGCGUGCCCGGCUGCGUCGCGCUGUACUUCCGCCUGACGAUCCCGGAGACGCCGCGCUACACAAUGGACAUUGAGCGCAACGUGCAGCAGGCGGCGGAUGAUAUCACGAACGUGCUCACGACGGGCAAGUUCAAGCACGACGAGGACGUCGUGAUGCAGCGCGCGGAGGCGCCGAAGGCCAGCUGGGCGGACUUCCGUCACCACUUCUCGCAGUGGUCCAACUUGAAAGUGCUCAUUGGUGCUGCGUGGUCGUGGUUCGCGCUCGAUAUCGCGUUCUACGGCCUCGGCCUCAACUCCAGCAUCAUCCUCGACGCCAUAGGGUUCGGGUCCCCGAAGUCCACAGGCACGCAGCGCAUCUACGACGACAUGUACAACGUCAGCGUCGGCAACCUCAUCCUCUCCGCCGCCGGCCUCAUCCCCGGCUACUGGGUCAGCUUCCUCUUCAUCGACUCCUGGGGCCGCAAGCCCAUUCAGCUCAUGGGCUUCACGAUGCUCACCAUCUUGUUCAUCAUCAUGGGCUUCGGCUACGACAAGCUCACCGAGACGUCCGGCGCCAAGAAGGCGUUCGUCUUCCUGUACUGCCUCGCGAACUUCUUCCAGAACUUCGGCCCGAACACGACCACGUUCGUCGUCCCCGGCGAGGUCUUCCCCACGCGCUACCGCUCCACCGCGCACGGUAUCUCGGCCGCCUCUGGCAAGCUCGGCGCCAUCAUCGCGCAGGUGGGCUUCGCGCAGCUGAAGGACAUCGGUGGCCCGAGCGCGUUUGUCAAGCAUAUUCUUGAGAUCUUCGCCCUCUUCAUGUUGACGGGUAUCUUCUCGACGCUGCUCAUCCCGGAGACGAAGAACAAGUCCUUGGAAGAGCUCUCCAACGAAACGCAGGAGGGCUUCUACAAGGGCGUCGCACCGAUUGUACCUGCCGUACCGCAGGGUGCUGUCGUACCGACCUUGUCAUCAUAGGUAUUCCGGAGGAAAAGUACUGCUGUUAGUAGUGUAUGCUCAUGCCCGGCACCUUACUCUCAUUAUUUAGUGUACUCACGUUGUAUGUGGUGGCGUUGUGUACGCCGAUAUCUAUUCGUUCA